This is a messenger RNA of Stegastes partitus (bicolor damselfish), 1368 nucleotides long. It is a transcript of the gene sh3bp5lb, whose product is annotated as SH3-binding domain protein 5-like, b. Gene Ontology annotation, cellular component: cytoplasm. Gene Ontology annotation, molecular function: protein kinase inhibitor activity. The coding region runs from base 1 to 1368 and encodes 455 amino acids. Gene Ontology annotation, biological process: intracellular signal transduction. The transcript has 7 exons. The record is from RefSeq and is a predicted model, not a curated record. NCBI's taxonomy places the organism in Eukaryota, Metazoa, Chordata, Actinopteri, Pomacentridae.
AUGAAGCCGGGGAACUCGCGUGACGCUCCGGGGGCUGCGGGCUGCGCUGAGCCGCCCGGUGUGCGGGAGGAGACCCCGGGGGAGGAGGCGCGGGACCGCGAGGGGAGCACCGCGGGGAUGAAGAGGAGCGCAGCGCAGUGGAGCAGUGAUGGAGAGGCUGAGAAGCAACCCGCGCAGGAGGAAGACACCGGCAAGUACGAGGAGGAGCUGGACCCCAGAAUCCAGGAGGAGCUGGAGCACCUGAACCAGGCUAGCGACGAGAUCAACAAGCUGGAGCUGCAGCUGGAUGAAGCCAGGUCCAGCUACAGGAGGAUUCUCACAGAGUCAGCCAGGAAGCUCAACGCUCAGGGCUCCCAGCUCGGCGCCUGCAUCGACAAAGCGAGGCCUUACUACGAAGCUCGCAGACUUGCCAAAGAGGCCCAGCAGGAGACUCAGAAGGCCGCCCUGAGAUAUGAGAGGGCCGUGUCCAUGCACACUGCUGCCAGGGAGAUGGUGUAUGUGGCCGAGCAGGGCCUCCUGGCUGACAGGAACACCAUGGACCCGACGUGGCAGGAGAUGCUGAACCACGCCACCGCCAAGGUGAACGAGGCUGAGGAGGAGCGCCUUCGCAGUGAGCGAGAGCAUCAGCGGGUCACUCAGCUCUGCCAGGACGCCGAGGCCCGAGUCCAGACCCUCCAGAAAGCCCUGAAGAAGGUCAUCCUCAAGUCCAAACCUUACUUUGAGCUCAAGGCUCAGUUUAAUCACAUUCUGGAGGAACAUAAGGCUAAAGUAGUGCAGCUGGAGGAGCAGGUGGCAAAGGUGAAGACACGGUACUCUGUGGCCCUGCGAAACCUGGAGCAGAUCAGCGAGCAGAUCCAUGCCCAGAGGGGGCAGACCAGGGCCAGCAGGGGGCGUCCUGCAGUCUGCGGGGGGCGGAGCUCCCCUGUGGGUGCAGAGGCUGAGGUCAGAGCUGCCAUCGGGAUUCAAGUCAGCAGCUGUGUGGCAGUCGGUGGAAUACAGAGCGACUGGGUCGACAGCGAGAAGACCAGGCUGUGGGUGGAGAAGCACCGAGAGAGCGGCUGGGGCCAGAAGGAGCGGCUGGAGGCGGAGCAGGCUGGCUCGGACAGCAUGUCCGUCAUCAGCCUGCAGACCAUCGCCUCCGACCUGGAAAAGUGUGACUCGGUGGAGCACCUGGGGGACCUGAGCGAUGCUGGGAGCGUCCUCGGUGAGGAGUGGGACUGCGACAGGAAGCCUCAUGAGAAGCCAGUCAGCAGGGAGGUGGUGUCCAGCAGGCCCCAGCAGGAGGCGCCCCCCCAGGAGAAGGCAGAGGUCAGUAAAGUCAAGCAGGAGGGUUUCGUCAAGCAGCACCACAGAAGUGUUAGCCUGUGA